Rosa chinensis is the source of this 2746-nucleotide messenger RNA. RefSeq names its product protein HAPLESS 2. The transcript is spliced from 19 exons. Bases 222 to 2570 code for a protein of 782 amino acids. The record is from RefSeq and is a predicted model, not a curated record. Lineage: Eukaryota; Viridiplantae; Streptophyta; Magnoliopsida; Rosales; Rosaceae.
GUUUCUAACUUCAGCCCAAUAGGUUUUUGUCUUUGUAUGGGUCGUGUCUACAGUGUACUGUGUAGAACCAACCGCCAUUUGGAUUUCCUUGUUUAAAAAAGAAACCGUCGUUGGCCGUUCCCGCCCGCCACAACUGCUUCCUUCGUCAAUCCUCUCUUGUUUCUCCCCCACUCAUUCAUUUGGGAUGAGAGUAGCGGCGGGUUGUGUAAUGUGCCGGACUCAUGAGCAGCGAUAUUCAAAGACAAGAGUCUGAGAAGAAUCCGUUGAUGAGGUUCUUCAAGCUUGUUCAGCAGCACUUGGCGUCAGGCUCUGAUGGUGAAGAUAAUGGAAGUUCAAAGAUUUCAGAGGAGGAUUUGGAGACCCCAUUUGUUGACUUCUUACAGACACGGCUGCCUCCCAAGAUAAAAUCGUACAGAUCAUAUCGCAUUUCUCUAUCUACAUUCCCAAAAAUGGGAAACCCUCCACCAAAAUUAUGGCUUAUCACCCUCCUCUUCCUCCCUUGCUUCUUCAUAAGCGACGUCGUUGGAGUCCAGAUCCUCUCCAAAUCGAAACUUGACAAGUGCGAGAAGACUUCCGAAUCCGGUGAACUUAACUGCACUAAGAAGAUCGUCCUCAACAUGGCCGUCCCUAGCGGCGCGAGUGGAGGUGAGGCUUCGAUUGUUGCGGAAAUUGUCGAGGUAGAGGAGAAUUCAAGCAAGAAGAUGCAAACUUUUCGAAUACCACCUGUCCUGACUGUCAAUAAAUCCGCAGCUUAUGCCUUGUACGAGCUUACGUACAUUCGAGAUGUUGCAUAUAAGCCUGAAGAGUACUAUGUUAAGACCCGAAAGUGUGAGCCAGAUGCAGAUGCAAAAGUUGUCAAGAUAUGUGAGAGGUUACGAGAUGAAAAUGGUACCAUUAUUGAACAUACAGAGCCAAUGUGCUGUCCUUGUGGGCCUCAGCGGCGGGUACCUUCAUCAUGUGGAAGUGUUUUUGACAAGUUGAUGAAAGGAAAACCGAAUACAGCCCAUUGUGUCCGCUUUCCGGGUGAUUGGUUCCAUGUUUUUGGUAUUGGACAGCGCUCAGUGGGAUUUAGUGUUCUCAUUCAAGUAAAGACAGCAUCCAAAGUUUCGGAAGUGAUUGUAGGUCCUGAAAACAGAACAGCAAUAUCCAAUGAUAAGUUUUUGCGAGCUAAUCUUAUUGGAGAUUUUGUUGGAUACACAAAUAUUCCUUCAUUCGAGGAUUUUUACCUUGUAAUUCCUAGGCAGGGGGGCCCAGGUCAACCCCAGAAUUUGGGAAGGAACUUUUCUAUGUGGAUGCUGCUGGAGAGAGUUAGAUUUACUUUAGAUGGUGUUGAAUGUAAUAAAAUUGGUGUCAACUUUGAGGCUUUUAAUGGGCAGCCAAACUUUUGCUCUUCACCAUUCUGGAGUUGCUUGCAUAAUCAAUUAUGGAAUUUCUUGGAGGCUGACCAAAACCGUAUCGAAAGGAAACAGGUGCCACUUUUUGGUGUGGAAGGAAGGUUCGAAAGGAUAAACCAGCAUCCAAAUGCAGGGACUCAUUCGUUUUCCAUAGGAGUCACAGAAGUCAUUAAUACAAAUCUCUUGAUAGAACUAAGUGCUGAUGACGUAGAUUAUGUCUACCAAAGGAGUCCUGGGAAAAUCUUAAGCAUCAAUAUCCCAACAUUUGAGGCCCUUACUCAAUUUGGAACUGCUACAAUCACAGCAAAAAAUACUGGUGAAGUGGAAGCAUCCUAUUGCUUAACGUUUGAUUGUUCAAGUGAUGUCACCCUUAUGGAGGAGCAAUACUUCAUUAUGAAGCCAAAAGAAAUGUUAACUCGAUCAUUCAAACUUUACCCAGGAACCGAUCAAGCUGCAAAAUACAUCUGUGCAGCUAUACUUAAGGACUCUAAUUAUAAUGAAGUGGAUAGAGCCGAGUGCCAAUUUUCUACGACGUCUACUGUCAUUGAUAAUGGAUCACAGGUUAAUCCCUUUAAGCCACCAAAGACAGGAACAACUGGUUUCUUUGACUCCAUUGAAAGCUUUUGGAACCAUGCGUGGAAGACUUUUAUAGAUUUCAUCACUGGAAAAUCUUGCAGAACAAAAUGCUCUGGAUUCUUUGACUUCAGAUGCCAUAUACAGUACAUAUGUAUGAGUUGGAUUCUGAUGUUUGGUCUACUUUUGGCAAUUUUUCCAACAGUCAUUGUGCUACUGUGGCUUUUACAUCAGAAGGGACUUUUUGAUCCUUUAUAUGACUGGUGGGAUGAUCAUUUCUGGGAGGAUAGUCCGAGCACCAAGAAUACUAGACACAGAAUUAAUGUAGAUCAUCGACAUGUUCAUGUCCAUAAACAUCAUGGGCAUGAAACAAUGCACCACAACUAUGGCACUCAUCAUAAAAGAAAAAGCACUCACAAUGAUCACAAGCAUAGCCACUUUCAAAGAAGUAGUGAUUACAAUUACGACCUUCACCAUGUCCAUAAGGAUAAGCACAAGCAUGGCCGAAGAAGGAGUUCAAGUGUUAUGCAGAAAGUUGAUGAGAACACUGGAUACCAUGGCCAGAAAAAACAAAGGAGAACAACAAAAGACUAUUCAAAGUGACCAGAGUCACCAGACACACAAUCAAGUGAAGCAACAGUGAAUUUGGUAAGUCUGUUGCAUACCAAUCGGUUUGCUUUCUAUGCAGAGAUAGUGCAUGGAACUUGAAAUGAUACCAGCUUCAGAUUGUACAUGUUAACCUGUUUCUUAUCGUAGGGAGAUUUAAAAAUUUGGAUUGC